Messenger RNA from Aphanomyces astaci, 1210 nucleotides. RefSeq lists its product as hypothetical. Gene Ontology annotation, molecular function: rRNA (uridine-N3-)-methyltransferase activity. The transcript has 3 exons. The coding region runs from base 9 to 1169 and encodes 386 amino acids. NCBI's taxonomy places the organism in Eukaryota, Oomycota, Saprolegniomycetes, Saprolegniales, Verrucalvaceae. Gene Ontology annotation, cellular component: cytoplasm. The record is from RefSeq and is a predicted model, not a curated record. Gene Ontology annotation, biological process: rRNA base methylation.
UGAACUCGAUGGGCAAGCGAAAAGGCGGCGGUGGCCAUGGGAGCGAUAACCUGCGGAUGGCCAAGAAGCACAAGCAGCAGCACCAUCCAAGAAAACAGCAAAACCUUCCCCAGACUCAGUUGUACACCCUUCAAGACAAGAUCCUUGUGCUGGGAGAUGGAGACUUUACGUUUUCGCGCGGCUUGGCUACACAUCGAGGUGGCGGCGCCAACAUGUACGCCACGUCGUUCGACUCGUCGUCUCAAGUUCGGAAGAAAUAUUCCAACGCCAACGAAUGUAUCGCGGCUUUGACGACAGCCAACGCGCAAGUGUUGCACGGCAUCGACGGCACCAAGCUGGACGCGGCGUUGCCGUCGUCAAUCCCGGCAUUAUUCGACUACAUCAUCUUCAACUUCCCCCACAGCGGCCAACAGCGCGUGCACAUCAACCGCGUGCUGCUGCUGGACUUUUUCGAAAGCGCACGGCCAAAGCUCGCGUUCAAGGGCGAAGUGCACAUCACACUCAAGACCAAACCUCCGUAUUCCAACUGGAACGUCGAAGACCAAGCAAAGGCGAGCGGCUUUGUCAUGAAGGAACGCCGUCCAUUCCGCAUUGACAUCUUCCCAGGGUAUCACCACCGGACCACGGACCCCACGGCCAAGACGUUUGAGCCCGCCCAGUGCAUCACGUACGUCUACGUCGUCGAUCGAUCGCGGUACCCUGUCCCCACCAUCCAAGAACCGUCCGAACCUGCUAAAGCUCCGGUCAGCCAGUUGGAAUCUCCCACACAGCCAGCUUCAAGGCCGUUGACCAAGAACGCCCCAGUGUCUUCGAAUCCAUCAGCCCAUCAAGCGUUCAAAGACGCGUUGGCAACUGCUCCUACCUCGUGGCCAGUGGCGAGAAAGGUCCCCAGCAGCUCUCAGCAACUAUCAAAGCCCAAACCAGACCAACCUACUGCUGCUGCUACUACUACUAAGGCCAAAGCUGAUCAACCUACUACUAGUACUACUAGUACUACAACUCCCAAGAAGAAGCCACUGUCGACAAACGGAGCCAAGAAGGUCCCACAGCAGAAACGAACCCCGUCGACAGCCAACCAUUCCGAGACGUCGCAGGCCGUUCAAGUGACCAACGACAUUCGGCAAUUGUGUGUCGACAUGCUGCUCAAAGUCCGCCAGCGACGCUCAUAAUAACGUUAAACUGCCGUUCAAACGUGUCGUUUCCUUCUCCA